AUGUCAACGGACAAUGGUGUAAAGUCGGGCGCAUGGAGUGCACGAACAAACAACCAGGACCAGUUCAUCCAAGCAGACUUGAGGCAGUUGCAUGAGGUCUCUGGGGUCAUGACCCAAGGUCGCAAUAUGCACUUACAGUGGGUGAAUUCAUUCAGGGUGCAAUACAGUAUCGAUGGACUGACCUGGACUGCUGUACAGAAUGCUAUUAUGGCUGGCAGUAAGGUCUUCACUGGUAAUACGGACAGUAACACCAUUGUGACAAAUGACUUUUCUCCCAACGUUGUAACUCGGUUUAUCAGGAUUGAACCACUGACUUGGACGAACCACAUCAGCAUGAGAUUUGAAAUUAUUGGCACUGUUGCAUCAAAGAUUGAAGGGCUCCAGAAAGCUUUGGGUAUGAAAGAUCAGCAAAUUCCUAACAGCGCCAUCACAGCCUCAACCCAGUACGAUGGUAACCACGGAACAGAAGGAUCACGUCUGGACACUGUCGCUAGUGGUGUUAGAGGCGGGGCAUGGUCAGCACUCACUAACGAUGUCAACCAGUGGUUGCAGGUGGAUCUCAACGGCUUCUACAUCUUAACUGGAGUUAUCACACAGGGUCGACAGGAUACUGACCAAUGGGUCAACGCAUUCAAGGUGGCCUACGGUGAAGAUGGCACAAACUGGAAUAUCAUCCAGACUUGUGAUGGAUGUGAUGGAUAUGAUAAGGUAGUCUUCAAUGGAAACAUUGAUCGCAAUAGUAAGGUAACAACUGCAUUUGGUCUACCAAUUGUUGGUCGUUUCCUACGCAUUCAUCCCACCACUUGGAAUAAUCAUAUCAGUAUGAGAUUGGAAAUUCUUGGGAAAGGACCGGUGGCAAGUAACCGUUUUGAGCCAAUGAAACUUGGAAUGGAAGAUGGCCAGAUUGCAGACAGCCAGCUCUCUGCAAGCACAUGUCAUGAUUCGAAUCACUGCGCCGACAGGGCAAGGCUCAAUCAAGUAGCAAGUGGUGGAAAGACGGAUGCUUGGACUGCAAUAACCCUCGACUCUCAAUGGAUUCAGGUGGACCUUCUUUCUGACUAUAAACUCAGUGGGAUUGUGAUUCAGGGUAGAUCAGAUUACGAUCAAUGGGUGACUAGUUACAGGCUUCAGUACAGACCAGAUGGAGAGUCAGCGUUGAUAGAUGUAGUGGAUGACAAUGGAGCUAUUGUUACCUUCACAGGGAAUAGCGACGGAGAUAGUCUAGUGAUCAACAUGCUUCCACUCCCAGUCGCCGCUCGCUACGUCCGUAUCCUUCCUCAAACCUGGAAUAGUUACAUUAGCAUGCGAUUUGAGCUGCUUGGAAUAGGGCCCAUCAAUGUUGCUCCUGUCUUCGGAAAGAUUGGCAUAGAAGAUGGUCGCGUAGAUACUACCAGUCUCUCUGCGUCAUCUUGCUGGGAUAGCAACUAUUGCGUCGCUCACUCUAGACUCAAUCAGCCACAAGAGGGAGCUCUAGGGGGAGCCUGGAUAGCCUCAACGAGUGAUGUAAACCAGUGGAUACAAGUUGACCUCCGGGUUGCCUUUGAGGUCACCGGAGUCAUUACACAAGGCAGAAACAGCUCUACCUUUCGCCAGUGGGUCACGUCUUAUCAAAUCUCUUACAGCAUCGAUGGUAAGGACUGGACCUUGGUGAAAAACUGUGAGGGAGGACCAAAGAUCUUUCCUGGUAAUUCUGAUCGAGAUAGCCUAGUUGAAAAUGGUAUCAGCCCACCUGUGACAGCUAGGUUCAUCCGUCUCCAACCUGUAACUUGGUACAUUCACAUCAGCAUGAGAUGGGAACUCAUUGGACAGGGUCCUAUCAGAACGACAGGUUUGUCUGCACAACUUGGACUUGAAGACUACCGCAUCCCUGAAGGCGCCAUCACAGCUUCUUCACAAUACGAUUCCACCACUGGCCCACGUCGAGCUCGGUUAAAUCUUCCAGCGAGCGGAGCUCUUAAAGGCGGCUGGUCUGCACUUACCCUGGAUCGAAGUCAGUGGCUUCAAGUAGACCUGAGGGGGACCUAUCGUGUUACUGGAAUCAUCACCCAAGGGAGGGCUGAUAUUGACCAGUGGGUCACCAGCUAUAAUGUGGCUCAUAGCUUGAAUGGAAUUAAUUUCAACAUCAUUCAAAUUGCUGCCUCUCAGCAAGAAAAGUACUCUUCGUACUUGACGUUUCUUCGGGUCUUCACUGGAAAUAGUAACCGAACCACCCAAGUGACCAACUACUUUUCCCCUCCAUUGACUACUCGUUUCAUCCGAGUACUGCCCAUCAUGUGGUUUGGACACAUCAGCCUGCGUAUGGAACUCCUUGGAGCUGGACCUGUUGCAGCCAUCUUGAAUGACCAUGUCCCUCUGGGCCUAGAGAGUAAUAUCAUCCCAGAUUCAAGUCUGACAGCAUCGAGUGAGUUUAAUGCUGACUAUGGUGCAAAGAGAGGUCGUCUUAACCUAGCCCAAGUAGGGAACCUGCGCGGAGCCUGGUCUGCACUAGCAAUCAAUGCCAACCAGUGGAUCCAGGUGGAUCUUUUGGACCCUUACCGUAUCAUUUCAGUUGCGACUCAAGGGCGACAAGAUUUAAGCCAGUGGGUUACAAGCUACAAGCUUGCUUGUAGUACUGAUGGCACAACCUUUGCCACUGUGCAGGGCAUCUGUACAAACCCUGGCGCUGACAGAAUCUUCAACGGUAAUGUUGACCGCGAUACCAUCGUGACCAACACUCUGCCUGUACCCCAGGUUUGCCGCUAUGUCCGCUUGAUGCCUGUCAGCUGGUUCGGCCACAUCAGUCUUCGUAUGGAGCUCUACGGUGAAGGCCCUCUCACAGUGUGAAUGAUCAACAUGGCAGACCUGAUCAGAAGAUUCAAUUGAUGGAAUUAUACCUGACGAUGGAUAUCAUUAGCAAUUUCAUUCCUUGAUUUAAUGGAUACAUCAAAAUGAAGAAUUUCGAUGAACUUUAAUCUAUUAAUUCUUAUUCUUAUACUUAUUCAUUCGGCACUUUCAAGAAAUAUAACGAUGACACAAUAUAAACAAGAUGAUUAAAAAGUUAGCAUGACAACAGUUAUACAAAUACAAAUUUUGGUAGCAAUAUUCUGAGUGUAUCAUUUGGCGGCCAGAGAAGAGAAGAGGAAACUUAACCACUGUAACCGUAAAGGUCCUUUCGCCCAACCAACUGAUGCAAUCAGAAGACUGGUAAAAUAUAUAGCAUAAGAACAAAUAAAGGGAGUAACAAAUCAAGAAUAACAAAAAUUAAAAAUUAAAAAUAAAGAAAAGAGAGGCAAGUGCGAAUGUAACCCCAAUAUAGAAAUUAAGUACACAUUAUAUAUGACAUUAGGAAACUCACACAUUCAAUAAUAUAAUAGCGUUGUCUCUUCGUAAAAUUACGAUGUUACAUGUUUUAAGUUAUAUGUUUUAUACCGGGGUUUUCCUUUACCUAAUUAAUUGCUAUCAAAAUAUUACAUGUACAUUAAUAACUUUGAAAUAUGAUGAAAUUGUUCUCCAAAUUUAUGUCGAGUGUUUGAUUAUUCGCAUAUAUAUAUAACUGAAAUUGAAAUUAUUUGAGGGUUUUAUGGGGAUUAUGUUUGGUUUUCCAGUAUGUUACUGUUAUGCCAUUUCUCUAAAGUUAGUCAUUAAAGUACAUUAAAUAGAUCCGUGUCCUUAUAUUGAUGUCUCGAUUUUAUAGGGGAAUGGUCGGGUCCUUGUGAACAUAGAAAAAACAACGUACGUAUAGAUCAUAUAUAUCUUGUGAAUUAAAUAUGUGACAAUAGUAUUAACAUCAGUCUUAUUCAUGAUACAUUAAUGUAUGAGGUAUGAUGUACCACCCAAUAAUAAGCAGUUUAAAGUGGAUGAAUUAUUUUUUUGAUUUUGAUGUUGGUGUUUACAGCUUUUUAAAUCAUGGUAUACCAAGUUGACAGACAUGGCCAAAUCUUAUUCAUGGUACUGAUAAUUUGUCACAUUGUUAGUAUCAUCAAACCUCACUCACAAUUGAGGGAUAUAAAGCUAAACUAGUCUCUGUAAUGUUUUUUUCUUCAUUCUAUAUCUUAUGUAAUAGUCUAUUGUGGAGGGUAAAUGGCGUAUAUACUCCAUAUGGAUUCCUGAUACUGUACUAUCCUUCUAAUAAAUCUACUUUUCAAUGGAAGAGAGCAGACUUUAUCC
Molecule: messenger RNA, 4146 nt
Organism: Strongylocentrotus purpuratus (purple sea urchin)
Lineage: Eukaryota; Metazoa; Echinodermata; Echinoidea; Camarodonta; Strongylocentrotidae
Exons: 18
Coding region: 1-2823 (940 amino acids)
Source: RefSeq, a predicted model, not a curated record